This is a messenger RNA of Notechis scutatus (mainland tiger snake), 3474 nucleotides long. The record is from RefSeq and is a predicted model, not a curated record. NCBI's taxonomy places the organism in Eukaryota, Metazoa, Chordata, Lepidosauria, Squamata, Elapidae.
CUGGUGAAGAAAUACUGUCCUAAACGUUCAUCCAAAGACGAAGAGCCCAGGUUUACCUCAUGUAUAGCCUUUUAUAAUAUCCUUAAUGAAUUAAAUGACUACGCAGGACAGCGUGAAGUAGUAGCAGAAGAAUUGGGACAUAGAGUAUAUGGAGAACUGAUGAGAUAUUCCCACGAACUCAAAACAGAAAGGAAACUGCACCUUCAAGAGGGUCGAAAAGCACAACAGUAUCUUGACUUGUGUUGGAAACAAAUGGAUAAUAGCAAAAAGAAAUUCGAAAGAGAGUGCAAAGAAGCAGAAAAGGCACAGCAAUGUUAUGAGAGACUGGACAAUGAUACCAAUGCCACUAAAGCAGAUGUUGAAAAAGCAAAGCAGCAACUAAACCUACGUACACAUAUGGCUGAUGAAAAUAAAAAUGAAUAUGCUGCACAGCUCCAAAAUUUUAAUGGUGAACAGCACAAGCAUUUCUAUAUUGUCAUUCCUCAAAUAUACAAGCACCUUCAAGAAAUGGAUGAACGACGAACCAUCAAACUUAGUGAAUGUUAUAAAGGAUUUGCAGAUUCUGAGAGGAAAGUUAUUCCAAUAGUUUCAAAAUGUUUAGAAGGGAUGAUUGCUGCAGCCAAAUCAGUGGAUGACCGCAGGGAUGCUCAAAUUGUAAUAGACUCCUUUAAGUCUGGCUUUGAACCUCCUGGAGAUUUUCCAUUUGAAGAUUACAGUCAACACAUUUAUAGGACUGUUUCUGAUGGAACGAUCAGUACCCCAAAACAGGAAGGAAUGAAAAUCGAUGCAAAAACCACUGUGGGCAAGGCUAAAGGAAAACUCUGGCUCUUUGGAAAGAAACCAAAGGGUCCCUCCCAAGAAGAUUUCAGUCACUUGCCACCAGAACAGAGGCGGAAAAAACUUCAGCAGAGGAUUGAUGAGCUUAACAGAGAAUUGCAGAAAGAGAAUGAUCAAAAAGAUGCCCUCAUCAAAAUGAAAGAUGUAUAUGAGAAAAAUCCACAAAUGGGUGAUCCAGGAAGUCUUCAGCCAAAAUUAAUGGAAACUAUGAACAACAUGGACCGUCUGCGAAUGGAAAUCCACAAGAAUGAGGCAUGGCUUUCUGAAGUUGAAGGUAAAGUAGCAACAAGAGGAGACCGAAGGCACAGCAGUGACAUCAACCAUCUCGUAACCCAAGGAAGAGAGAGUCCGGAGGGGAGCUACACAGAUGAUGCCAACCAAGAAGUUCGAAGCCCACCUCAGCAGCAUGGCCCCCAUAAUGAAUUUGAUGACGAGUUUGAAGAUGACGAUCCCUUGCCGGCUAUAGGACAUUGUAAAGCUAUCUAUCCAUUUGAUGGUCACAAUGAAGGUACCCUUGCCAUGAAAGAGGGGGAGGUUUUGUAUAUUAUAGAGGAAGAUAAAGGCGAUGGAUGGACAAGAGCUCGGAGGCAGAAUGGAGAAGAAGGAUAUGUGCCAACUACCUACAUAGAUGUAACUCUAGAAAAAAACAGUAAAGGUUCCUGAAGCGGGUAUCUGAGAAAAUGGGCGACAUGUUGAAGGAGGUUACAUGCAGCUGCUUUUGGGGGGGAGGGUGUUAGGCCCAACAAGAUGGGGAGAAAGCCAGUUGCAUGAAAGCAUGUAGGCAUAUGUUUCUCACUAACAAUGUUAGCAUUUCUCUUGUGUGUUCAAAAUUGUGGUAAGCUCUAAAGCUCCAUCCCAACAGAACCAAACACCCCAGUUUGAAAACAUAUCCUCUCCAUAGUUUGAAGUUCUGAAAUGCUAACUGUUUACCACUUGCAUUUUAUAUUGGCUGUUUCAGCUGCUUCCUUUUCCAUAUCCAUUUUCAAAAUCGGCGUUCAGUCGAAAUCUUGUCAUUGACAGUCUUCUGCCUGUGCCACUUCCAUGCUCGCCCUAACCUUUUCCUGCAUGUCUAGAUGCGUGUCAGGCAUGUUCGCCUAAUGUUUUGUACUUCCAUAGCUCUUCCUCGUCUCCUGCAUUUGUAGCAACCUCCAGUACUAAAGUUUUUAUUUCCCUACCCGUUUAUGUCACUGUAAUUUGUUUGUUUGUUUUAUCUUCUUCAUUGUGACCAUUCCAGUUCUUUGACGUUACACCGGCUGUGAAAGUAACAUUCAUUCUGCUUUGGGAAUGGAAUACAUCUCAGCACUAGGCCAUUCCAGCCUACCCUCAGCACCUCAAUACUUUCUCAUGAGCACUGAAAUCCUAAGAUAAUAAAGAGCACAGAUUUGCCGCUGUAAGACAACCAACUCUUUUCAGAAAUCAAGUGCUUGUCAUUCAGAUGCUGCCUUAAACUCUCGAGUGCCUAAAUCUGUUGAUUGCCAACAAUACCACUUCAGUAUCCCGCCAAGGGCUAUUGGGUCUCAGCUCUGUAUGACCUCAAUCUUUCUACAGUUCUGCAGCUGUUGGUAGCCAAUGGUAGAUGUUUUCUCGAUCUCUACCAUUCCACAACUCAAGGUGCAUUGUGAACGUGACACAUUGGAAAACAAAAGUACAUGUAUCGAUAUUUUUUUUUUACGUCCAAUGAAUGUUUUUAAUAGGAUUUUUAUGGGAGCCUUUUUUUAAUUGCCUAUUUUUUUUAGUUGGGGAUGGGAGAAGACACCAGUUUUUAAACGAACUGCAGUGCUCGUCUUAUUUCCAAGUAUGCUUUAUUGUAAGGACCAGUUAAAAAUUGGAGUGAUACUUUGUAAUGAUCUAUGUGCACUUUUAUUUGUAAACAUUGCGAUUGGGACACAUUUAUACAUGUAAAUAUAGUUGUCUGCAGCACCCUGUCAUUGCUCAUGUUAUUUGUCUGCCAUUUGUGAAUUAUGUUAACGAAACCAUUGAAUCUAAGCAAAAUAGGAUAAUCUUAGUAUAUGGGAAGGGAUGGGAGGGGCAAAGGAACAGUUAAAUUAAGCUUCAUAAACCAGCUUUCUGCUGUUUGUGGUAAUAUUUAAAAUCCUGCUUUUCUAAAGGUGGGAAUCAAAGCAAUAUUUGGACACGGCAAUGCUGGAUUCCUUUAGAAGUUUUUUCAGUGUUACUAGCAGUUGUACUAUCAGUAAAACUAAAUCUGUGUGACUCUUGUGUGGAAAUUUCUUCCUUUUUACUAUUAAGUGUGCCACUAUUACACAGAUGAUUUAGUGUAUUUACAUUGAGGGUGAUAAAACACUAAAGGUUAGAGUUUUGGGAUAUUGUAAACAGGGUUAUUUAUAAUAAUGUGACCGUAUGCCAUUACUGACCAAACUACAUGGAAUAGUUGUUUGUUUAAUGCUGGCUUUUCAUUUUAAAGUUCCAGAUGAAAGACAAUGAUUAGGUUCUCACUCUUCCAGCCAAGAACCCUAUGGAUUUAGCUUAACAGCCAGUUUGAGCUGCUUUUAACACUUCCAGUAAAGGACUAAUAGUUCUUUUGUGCUACUGUUUUUGUAAGGCAGGAUUUGUUUCCUCAGGAGGAUCUUUUUCUUCCUGUGGUAUAAAGCAUCCUUUAUGAGGGUAGUGAAAUGUAAA